This is a messenger RNA of Lodderomyces theae, 1968 nucleotides long. Its product is annotated as transcription factor TFIIIB subunit. Gene Ontology annotation, cellular component: transcription factor TFIIIB complex. The record is from RefSeq and is a predicted model, not a curated record. The coding region runs from base 1 to 1968 and encodes 655 amino acids. Gene Ontology annotation, biological process: RNA polymerase III preinitiation complex assembly; transcription by RNA polymerase III. Gene Ontology annotation, molecular function: RNA polymerase III general transcription initiation factor activity; TFIIIC-class transcription factor complex binding. Lineage: Eukaryota; Fungi; Ascomycota; Pichiomycetes; Serinales; Debaryomycetaceae. The transcript has a single exon.
AUGAGUAGCUUGGUAAAAAAGGGAAGUCAGUUUGCCCCUAAGCUUAAGCAAUCAAUCCGAAAGAAAGCUACUCCAAAACCAACUGCCACCCCAGAAGCCACCCAAAAAGUUAUUUCUGAUGGGUCUGAUGCACACUUUAACAAAAGCGUGCCAGACCAGAUAAGCACUCCGCCAGCUACACAGUUCAACAAACCGCGCUCAUCUUUCAGUAUUAGACAAGCUGCUAGCAAGACGGCAUUACCCGAUGAAGCAAUAGAUCCAAUAGACGACCUGAAGCCUCAGGAAUCAUCAGCAAUUGCAGACAGCUCAGAUGAAGACGAGGAGACCCUAAAGCAACAUGCCCAGAGUUUGCGCAGAACAUCAUCACGAAGAUUGUCUGGCAUUAAUCCUGGAUUCAGAAGUCGAUCAGCUUCCGUUUCUCAUCGACCGGGGAACGAAGAAACACAGCUGUCUGCAAGAAUCAUAGUGCCUCAGCCCAAAUCCACAAAACGGAGAAGAUCGCUGUUGAGUACAAGGAACCGGAAGAGAAGUUCCAUAAUGCAGUCUGCUGUCGCGACUGCUCCUGCACUCAAACCGUCUCUGGUGGUAGCAACGUCAACGACACCAGCCGUGGGCCAUUCUCCACCACCUUCCUCAUCCUCCACAACCACCUCAAGAAUACUAAACUCGAACGUCAGUCAUUUGUUCCCUGCGCUACGAAACUCUGCAGCCCCAUUGAGUAAGAUUAUGAACGAUCCUGAAGGCGAGUCCGCCGCACACGCUACUGGUGAUACCGCUACUGAAAGAAGUGACACCCCUGUUGUAAGUAAGGACUUUGUCGUGGGAAUUGAUCCCAAGACCAACAAAUUGCGGAAAUUCAGGCGUAGGGAUGCACCGAAACCUGAAAUCAAGGUAGAAGGAGAUGAUUUCACACGGGUUGCUGACUUGCCAUUGGAUGACUUAGUCCCAUUAGCUCCGGAGAAUUUGAUUACAACCGUCACCAGCGUAAGUCAGAUCCCAACGGGGAUCAAGGAAGAGGAUUUGGAAUUGUAUGGAGAACUUAACUUUGAUUAUGAAGGUAUGACAAUGGCUGACUUGUGCAAACCAACAUUGAAAAUUGGUAAUGUAAGUUCUAGCUUUAAAUUGGCCCAAGAAGCGGAAGCUCAACUAAAACAGAAAAAGGUGCAGAGGAGAUUGGAUCGAAUUAGAGCGAGAAAUGAAAGAAUAUCUCUUGAAGAAGCAAUGUUGAGGAAUGAAGGCAAGACCGAUGAGGAAAUUCAGCGAGAAAAAGAACUCAAAAAAUCAAAGUCAGGAACAGACGUUUUAAAUUUGGAGGAAGAAGCCCCCUCCUCUUCUUCGGCGUUGCAGUUAACAUUAGUUGAUGGAAAAAUUGGGUACAGUGAAGAAUCUGCAGUGGUUGUCAAACCUAGAGCUGAUGCGUCUGGCCGCACGGUUGAGGAUUCAAAUCCCUUUGCAAAUCCGGUCACUUCUACGACGUAUAGCAAGAGAACAUAUACCGACAAAUGGACACCAGACGAACUAAAUGACUUCUACCAAGCCUUGAGUAUGUUUGGUACUGAUUUCUCCUUGAUUUCUCAACUAUACCCUCACCGUACUAGGAAGCAAAUCAAGUCAAAGUUUGUUUUGGAGGAGAAGAAAUACCCCGAAGUGAUUGAACUAGCAUUGAAAAGAAAACUACCUGUGGAUUUCAAGAAAUAUUGUGAUGCAACCAACAAUGAAAUAAAAACGAUUGAACAAUAUAAUGAAGAGUUGAAGAAAGUAAGAUUAGAACAUGAACAAAGUAUGAACGCUAUAGCUAUGGAAAGAGAGAAAGCAUUCAAAGAGGACGCUGAGGCUAAUAGAAGGCGCGAAAUUGAGAUCAGAACUGGAUUCACAGGAUCCAAGCCCAUGACUACAGCUGAAAGGAGGAAGGAGUUGCGAAAGAACGAAACAGUGGUUGGUACUAUUGAUGAUAUGAAGAGUCGUUGA